AUGGCUACCAAACAGCAACCAAAAUGGCAUAAACCUGUGACUGUAAACCCUCCACCCACUAUUAAAAUUUAUAAUUCGCUUACGAAAAGCAAGAUUGAUUUUAUUCCGAUAAAAGGGAAACAAAUCACUUGGUAUAGCUGUGGUCCAACUGUUUAUGACGCAUCACACGUUGGUCAUGCAAGGAAUUACGUGACUAUCGAUUAUCUAAGAAGAAUAUUGAGUGAUUAUUUUAACUACGACGUAUUGUUUGUCAUGAAUGUAACUGACAUCGAUGAUAAAAUAAUAUUACGCGCACGUCAAAACCACUUAUUUAACCAACUCAAGUCUGACACAAAUGCAUUGACUCGCGAUCUCAUUGAUAAAGUUCAAGUUGCGUUAAAAAAUCACGCUCGUACUAAACUUGGCGUGGCUGAUGGUAGUCUCGGUGGUGCUAUGGCUGCGUCGGCUGCAUCGGAAGGAGAUCCAAAGUAUCUUAUGUAUGCUAAUGCGUUUGUAGCGUUGGUUAUUAUUUGGGUUAUUCAGAGAGAUUCUGUGGGGGCAAUUGUGGAUGCACAAGUAGCGCUUGAGGAUAAUGACAUUAGUAGAGAAAUGGCUCAUAAAUUGUUGGAUUCUACGCAAUUUAUUUUGUCGUCAUGGUUAGAUGAAGAGAAAGGUUCAGCUAUAUCUGAUCCUAAAAUCUUUCGAGAACUCGCGGCUUAUUGGGAACAAGAUUUCAUGGAGGAUAUGACUGCUCUGAAUGUUCGCCCUUGCGAUAUUCUAACACGUGUUAGCGAAUAUGUCCCGGAAAUCGUCGAAUAUGUGCAAAAGAUAGUGGACAAUGGCUAUGCUUACGAAGUCGAAGGAUCCGUUUAUUUUGAUACGGUUGCAUUUGACGGUCACAAAAAUCAUCAUUAUGCAAAACUAGAACCCUGGUCAGCCGGAAAUACGGGAUUAAUCAAUGAAGGGGAAGGUACUUUGGGUAGUAAAUUAACUGGGAAAAAGACUAAUAGCGAUUUUGCUCUAUGGAAAAAGAGUAAACCUGGCGAACCAGCCUGGGAUUCCCCCUGGGGACCGGCUGGCAUAUUGAAUGCUCUUGAAAUUCUUGGUGAAAAUAUGGAUAUUCAUUCUGGAGGCAUUGAUUUAGCUUUCCCUCACCAUGAUAACGAAUUAGCCCAAUCUGAGGCAUAUCAUGGAUGCCCUCAAUGGGUCAAUUAUUUUGUUCACGCUGGUCAUCUAGAAGUAGAAGGACAAAAAAUGAGCAAAUCAUUGAAAAAUUUUAUUACGAUUAAGGAAGCCCUCAAAAAGUAUACACCUCGUCAAUUACGAUUGUGCUUUUUGCUUCAUCAAUGGAAUUCUAAAUUUGAUUUCAAAGAUUCGAGUAUGAAUGAAGCCAAAAAUAUCGAAACAAUAUUAAAUAAUUUCUUUGUAAAUGCUAAAGCACUCAUCAACGAAAAUAAGCUCACGGAGUUCAAGUCUGAUGGAAUUCAUCGCUUUAAAGACAGUGAACAAAAAAUCAUCAAACUUCUUCAAGAAAAGCAGGAAGCAGUUCACAAUGCUCUUUGCGACUCGAUAAAUACGCCAACAGCAUUGGCAGAAAUAAUGGAUCUUGUGAGCAAGACCAAUAUUUACUUAUCCGCCAAACGCGGCUAUACAAACGUUAAUGUGAUUGAAAAAAUUGCAAAGUAUGUAACAAAGAUCUUGCGAGUAUUUGGGUUAUGCGAGAACACUGCUGAUGAAGCUAUCGGGUUUGGAGUCUCGGAGCAACAAGCCGUUGCCAAUACUGAAGAUAUCGUCAUGCCAUAUCUUCGAGUUCUUUCUUCAUUCAGAGACAAUGUGCGAGAAUUAGCACGUCAAGAACGCGCUCACUUGGAAUUCUUAACUCUUAGUGAUAAAUUGAGGGACAUCGAUCUAGUCGAACUGGGAGUAUCGUUAGAUGAUCGUGAGGAUGGCAAAGCAUUAGUAAAACUUGUCGAUAAAGAAGAGCUAAUAAAAGCAAGAGAGGCAAAAGCACAAGCUCAGUUGGAAAAGGUGGCUCGUAAAGAAGCACUCGCAAAAGCUAAAGAAGAGGAAAAAAAAGCUAAAUUGGAAAAAGGCAAAAUUCCCGCUGAGGAGAUGUUCAAAUUGGCACGGGGAGAAAAUGAUGAGAUUAUAUAUUCUUUAUUUGAUGAGCAGGGUAUCCCAACACAUGAUGCUCAAGGACAAGAACUUGCAAAAAGUAGAGUUAAAAAGAUAAAAAAAGAAUGGGAAACACAGCAAAAAUUGCAUUCUGAAUAUUUGGAGUGGGUGAAACAACAAGAAAGUGGUGAAGGUGGAUCUUUAACAAACUGA
Molecule: messenger RNA, 2307 nt
Organism: Ambispora gerdemannii
Lineage: Eukaryota; Fungi; Glomeromycota; Glomeromycetes; Archaeosporales; Ambisporaceae
Source: the annotation of a GenBank genome assembly